CCGCGUCACUCACGUAGACUCGCUCCUCUUGGUCGUGUGUCCGAACCUUUCCUGUCCGCGACGUACGAUCUCUCCUGGCACUAACUUGAGCUUGCCGCGUCCUAGACGCUUUGUAAAGUAAAUAUCUCUUAUCGUUCACAUUUGAGAUUAUUACCACCUUCCUUCCCACUUUCAUAUUACUUUCGACGUUUCUUUAUGACUUUUAUUUUCUUUAAACUUUUAGAUUGUGUCUGAGAAUACUUUUUUGAAAAUUUAAAAGUGACUAAACUGAACUUUGUGAGUGAAGUAAUAUUCGGAUUGUCGGAGAAGUGAAAAGUGAUCCCAGUUACAGGCGGCAGCUUCAAGUCCCGAUCUUAGUUACAUCCAAUAAAUUACGCGACUAACAUCGGAAAACACAUAUUAUUAGAAGAUUAAUUAAAACGCAGAGCAUAUAAGAUUGUAAAAUCUUACCCUGCCUGCACUGCGUGCCAGAGCCCCGUCUCCCAGCCAUUAGAUUGAGUGGAGUGUCCCCUGCCCAUAGCCCUGUACGCAGCCAAAAUUCCGCGAGACUUGGACACCUCCUCCAGCAUGGAACUGGAGAAAGCCCCCACUCUUCAUGAGGAGGACUCAAAAGUUACCCUCACUAUCAGACUGAUUAUGCAGGGGAAGGAAGUUGGCAGUAUUAUUGGAAAGAAGGGGGAAAUUGUCAAAAGAUUCAGAGAGGAGUCGGGUGCGAAAAUCAACAUAUCAGAUGGAUCAUGUCCAGAAAGAAUUGUCACUGUCACGGGGAACACCAGUUCAAUAUUCAAAGCAUUCACACUUAUAUGCAAAAAAUUCGAAGAGUGGUGCUCGCAGUUCAAUGAGGGCGGUGGCGGAUCUCGGGCUCCGAUCACAUUACGGCUUAUCGUGCCAGCAUCACAAUGUGGUUCACUCAUCGGCAAAGGCGGUUCUAAGAUCAAGGAGAUCAGAGAUGUUACCGGCGCGAACAUACAGGUGGCAAGUGAGAUGUUACCGAACUCAACGGAGCGUGCGGUCACCAUCAGUGGUACAUGUGAUGCGAUCACACAAUGCAUCUAUCACAUCUGCUGUGUAAUGCUAGAGAGUCCUCCAAAAGGCGCGACAAUCCCAUACAGGCCGAAGCCCAAUGUAGCAGGUCCAGUGAUACUGGCCGGUGGACAAGCUUACACCAUACAAGGAAACUAUGCUGUGCCAGCACAAGAUGCGGUGUGCGCGCCGGUGUUCCCGAUGCUCGAGAUGAAGCCGCCGCUAGUGGGAGCCUUGCCGCCGGCUCACCUCCUGCCGCCGCUGGACCACCACCUCAUGGGCGGUUUGGCUAAAUCACCACUGGCCGGCUUAGCAGCCCUAGGUCUCGGCGGACUGGGACCCGCUAACACUGGCGGACUUAACCCAGCUGCGCUAGCAGCGCUGGCCGGUUCUCAGUUGAGGUCGUCUAACACUGGUCGCAACCAACCGGCGACCAACCAACAGUCACACGAGAUGACCGUGCCCAAUGAACUUAUCGGAUGCAUUAUUGGAAAGGGAGGCACCAAAAUAGCAGAGAUCCGUCAAAUAUCCGGCGCCAUGAUCCGGAUAUCGAACUGCGAGGAGCGCGAGGGAGGCAGCACGGACCGCACAAUCACCAUAUCAGGCAACCCGGACUCCGUGGCGUUGGCGCAAUACCUCAUCAACAUGAGUGUGGAGCUGCAGAAGGCGAAUCUGGAGGGUGGCGGGUCAGGGGGGCCCCUCGCGUCCGCUAUCCCGCUGGCGCAGUUGCUCAGCAAGAGCGGGGCCCUGGGGGCCCUCGGCUCGCUGUCCGCGCUCGGGGGCCUCACGGACCUCCUGGCGGGGGGGCCCGUGCAAACGACCGGGGUACACCGCCCGCACAAGCUCACACGUCGCGACGACGACGCCAAAGGAUCCAAGGAUAGAAACAAAUAUAGUCCCUACUAACUCACAGACAAACCUGACGCGUCCCUCAAUCUUGAUAAUAGACAAUAUAAAAAAUGUUAUGCCAGAAAUACACCGGUCUGUUGUAGCUGUUAACGGUUCAAAUAUCCUUACGUAAGUUAUUAUCGAUUAUGUAUAUAACAUACGACAAUACAGAACUAAAUUAAUAUUUGAAGCGAGGAGCUUCUAUUGAAAAACACGUUACGACAGGCAAGUGUGACUCUGUCUUAAUAGUUUUUUUACUAUGAAAUCGACUGUUGUAUUAAUAUAACAGUGUGAUAUAGGUCAUAAGACGCGGGGACGCGACAUACCUCUAGUUGUAGUGUUAAUGAAUUUUUUUAUACCCGAUUAAUGAGCUCAAUGAUUGUUAUAAGUCCACCCUCAACCCGACACAUCCAAAGAAGGUCGAUAUCGGUUCUUUUCUUUAUCCAGUUCCCGUCGUUCAAGUAUAAAGAAAUCCCAUAUAACAUUUCUUUAAAUAAUUCUCAUUAACUAAUCAAAGUGUUAAACUUACCGUUCUGGUAUAAUUUUCUAUAACACGUCAUUCCGAGCGACGGGAAUCCCCCCCCAUAUUUUGUCCCGUUUCCAAAGACUGCCGAUGUCGACUCGAGAUAAAGACUCGUCGAUUCGUCUCUUAACUUUAGUUUUAGACUCACUGUCGUUACAUUUGUGACUCUUAAUAUAAUUUUUUAAAAUAAUAAUCGUUUAUUCGCGUAUUUUAGAAACAUAUUUAUUUAAUACGACCUCCAUAGUGUUUUACGUGUGUGUAGACUGCGGACGUCGUUCGGAAAUUUUAAAGACUUAAACGUCUAUAGGACGUUGGUCGGGGAGAUAUUGAGAUUGUAAUACGAAAUUAAAUUUAUCUAAAUAAGAUAAUUUUAACAAACAAAUAUUUAUUAUACAAUUGAAUCAUAACGAUAUAAUAUUAAUAUAAUUAUUGUAUUAAAAUCUCCGUAUCUUCAGCGACUGUCUAGAUAUUCGUGUUUAUUACUAAGUCACUUUUCUUUAGCGUUUUUUUUUUCUUCUUUUUUUAAUAUAAUUUCUGUUAACAGACAAACAAAAAUGAUUUAAUGACGAAGGAUAAUGUUAUCAUCAAUCAGAUUACUAUAUAUAUUGAUAAAAUAGACAUCUAAAGAUAUCUAGGAAUGUGACAAUAGUAGAAGUAACGUAAGAGGCUUAGCUGUAGACUAUACAGAGUGCUUCGCGUUUAUUGAGUGGGUGAUUGUUAACGAGCUACAGGGUGUUCUAGCUUCGACCUUGAGCCAUACAUCAACACAUAAUAUGACUAUAAAAUCUUGUGAUCAUUAUCAAAAACGGUACACACUUGAUGUAUGGUCCGAUGGCGUGAGAUGAGUUUAUACUCUGUAUAUUUUUUUAAUCACGUAGAGGACGUAAAGUGCGAACACUUGAAGGUGUUUGAAACAAUGUUUAUUUAAAAAAAAAAUCUCAUUCGUUUAUAUUUUUCAGUCUUGAGGUUUAUAUAUUUAUUGGCUAAUUAGUAUGGGAAUGUGAUGGCUGUUGGAGUGCUAGUGUUAGCUGCGGGUAGUUUUAUAGUGAGUGUAAGGUAAUUUAAAUCUCCCAAUUUCGCUGUUCACAGCGAAUACAAUCGCGGUCCAAUUCGAAUGUUUUAAAAUGUUAGAUGUAGUCCCGUGUGGUACUCGGAUUGUUUGCCUGUCGACAUAAUGUUUGUAAUUUAAAAACAAAAAUCAUGUUAAAUUUAAGAUAAUUAAAAUGAUUUCUUUCCAGGAAUAUUCGCUAGUAUUGUUAAGAAAAAGUGUUAAGAACAUAUACUUAAUAAAAAUCAUAAUGUAAUCACGUGCCUUUCCUUUCCCCGUACUGUUGUUUUAUUAUGCAGAUUAUGUAAUAUGAAAUAAAACCCACGCCAUAAUCCUGUUAAUACAAUCCUGUGUUACCUGUCGCCGAGUCCACCGAGUACCUUCAUCCUACGCUAACUGGAUACCGUUUCCCGGUAAGAUGUUUCAUUUCCCUACAUUAUAUAUUAUCAAUGGACCAGCAUCCUAACAUCCAUAUCCGAUAACCAUACAUAUGUUUGUGUGUACACUGUGAUCGGACGUGAUAUAGGCUGGUUGUGGUUGCAGGAUUUCUAUGGAGACAGCCGGGUUGCCGCUGCCCGGUUACCACUACAUCGCACCCAACCACAUCGUGAAGGCACCCAUACAUUGAAUGGGGUUCCGUAGUCAGGGUCCCGUAGCAAACCACGACCGCAUCUUCAUCACGCAACGCUACGGGCACCUGACUCCGUUAUAUAUAUUAAAAUGAACAUUAAACGACCAACCCAAUAUAAGCUGACUGCGUUAGCUUGAUGUAUGUUUACAUUUGUUACGAGUUUAUAAGUAUUUUAGAUAUUCUUAUAUUUAUUCUCGACUAUAUGACGUUGGAGUGCUCUACAGUCGGGGCGAUUAGAAUUCGGCACUUAAGAAUACGAUGGACUGAAUGUUUUGAUUAUUUAUUCGGUACGUGGGAAGUGAUCGCAGUACGAUCUAUAUAUACAUAGCACAUACAUAUAAUAAUUGUUUUACUGUUCAGGGAAUAAGAUUUCCGACGUCGUGUUUGAAUAAAAUGAUCGAAUUUACUAUGGAUUUAAGCGGUCAAAUGGCUACGUUCGUUCUAUUUUGUUUGAUGUGAUCGAUCGGUGACAAAUCCAUGACGUGAAGGAUGUGAGGGUAGUCGGCGUACGUUAGACUUAGGUGCGUUAUAGAUCUGGGAAUCGCUGGCGUAGUUUAGAGUUAGCUUAUAGAACAGAGUGAGAGGGUUAAAGACAAUAUUUGUAAAUAACAUUAAAGUAAUUACCUUGCAAAAAAAAUUAGGUGUUACAGUAAGCAGCUUACAGUCUAAACACUAAUGGCGGUCUCGUUAACGGUAGCCGGUUUAGAAAUCGGAUAGCGCACGGAGUCGUCAUUGGUUCGAGACUUGUAAUACAAAGUCGAUUGACGCGAACGUUUUUCGACACGAAACCGAUGGGAUCAAAUCCUUUAAGAAAUACUAACAUUAACAGAGGAACGGCGACGAACUGAUGCAUUCAGUAUAUUAUAUUUUAAAAUCGUCUAUGAUCACAAAUAGAAAGAAAAGACGUUAGAUUUAAAUGAAAAAAAAAAUAGUGUUAUAAAUGUGAUAGUCUUCUAAUUUAUUUAACAUUUAAUGAAUUUUAACAUUAUGACACGAUGUACCGACAAGGACGGCGUUCAUCAAUUGGUCCAGGGAUCAAAAAACCAAAGAUUGUUGAAUUUGUUUUUAACAUUAUCGAUGUUGUGGCGUUGUGCUAAAUUAUUCGGGGAAAUAGUUGACUUUCUGUGGACAUUUGUUUUAUAUAUAUUUUUAUUACCCUCUCCAGACUGCUCGUAUUGUUAGAUUUAGAUCGAGAUUUAGAUUGUCGGUAAGGAAAAAAAAAUUAUAAAAGUUAAAAAAAAAAUGUAUAGGGUAAACGUAGGUGUUAAGGUAAAUAUAGGACCAGUGUAAAAUGCUUUCCAAUGAAGCGUUUUUGAUCAUUAAGAUGUGAGGAGGAGCCUAGUGCCACUUAUGAUUUGUGCCAAAAUAAAUCGAUGCCAAUAAUUGCAGGUUUAAUAUUUAUAUUAUAUUUUAAAUAUCUUCUACGAGCUCUAAUGCAGUUAAUUCGCCCCCGUAGUUUAAGAUAUUAUAAUAAUCGGGAACUUUCUAACAUAUCCUCGUAACAAUAUAUACCCUAAGUCUUCCCUUUUCAGUAUUCCGUAAAUAAUAUUAAAUGUUUGUGCCAAAUACGAUUUGUCUGUCUUUGUUUGUGGCUGUCUUAAAAUAUUGAUAGUUCUAUAUCGUAUAUUUAGUGCUAGUCAAAUUGGUCUGAAAAUAUAAAAGACAAAAUGUUAUUUAUAAAAAAAAAAUACUCUAGUCAAAAUUUUUAUUUCGAUUCGUAAACACUCUUUUUUUUAUUAUUAUUAUUAUAAUUUUGAUAUAUUUUAUAAUAAAAAUUCGCGAUACACUCGCACGCUCUCACUUUGAUGUAUUUUAUCUUAGUAAGUAAACGGAAAAUGAUAACUCAAUUAUUUAUAAAAAAAAAAUAUAUACAAGUAAGAAAAAAAAUGUAUAGAGCUUUUUAAAUUUAAGUGACACGCAGAUGGUUUAGAGUAAAAUCUGUACAAUCAACACUAACAUAGGGUCUGUUGGUUUGGAAGGAAAGUUAUUCUAUAGCUGUGAUGGGCACUUUUGUGCCAAAGCUAUGUCAGUUUAAACUGAGGUUUGGUACGAAUAGUUUUAGCGUACACGCUUGUAGUAUUCGCUACUAGAAUACAAGUUGGAAAGAGCAGGGAACUUCAUUUAUAAUAGCUUGCUGACAUUAUAUAAUUUCACAAUAUAUUCGGUGUUAUGUAUUUAGUACAAUUUCAAUGAGUGUACUGUCAAAGUAUUCCUCUUUGCGUAACUGAAAUCUAACUAUUACUUAGGUAUUACUUGUUACUGUUAUUUUAAUUUGCUCAAUUAUUUAAGCUAGAUCUGAUUAUCGUGUUUCUGUUGAUACGUUGAUUAUAUGAAGGGCUACUUGUUUAAUUUGUGUGUUAGAAUGUUUAACAUUUAUAUGAGACUCGGAUCUGAUGCUGUCUCUGGAAAUGCAAUUAAUAUAUAAUUUAAUUAAUCUUUCCUUUAUGUAUCCGUUAUACGAAGCGUACUAACUGUGCCUUUUUGUUUAUUCGCUUACGUAUAUUACUUAUUAUUAGCCUUAUAGACAGGGUCAGACUGCGCUGUAAAAUAGUUAAAUAAUGUAAAAAAAAAUAAAAAAUAAAAUAAUAAUAAUGGAAUAACAAUUCUAGCAAAUAUUUACUUAAUGUAAUAGUAAAUUUUUAUUCGUGUUGGCACCUGAAUUUUUAAUUGUUACUGCACCAUUUUGAAAAUACAUCUUUUUAAAUAUAUAUAUAUGAUUGAAAACAGGUGGUGAUUUAAAAAAAAAAAUUUCGAUUCGUUGGCGCGUGUAACUAAAACUCGGGCAGAUAUUUUUAAACGGUUGUGUAGUUUGUUGUGCUUAUACAGUAUAGUUGAUCGUAUGGUGAAACAGAACAAUUGAAUUCUUACAAUAUUGUAGACGACAGGGUAAAAUCAUUCGGCACCUGGACUUUAAUGAGGACUUUUAACACGUCACUAGCAGUCACAUCAGAAUAUACUUCACAGAGUAUGAUACGUCAGCUUAGCUACUUGCGUGUGUAUCAAUUUUUUUCAGCAAUAAUUUAUAUAUACAUACAAAUAUAUAUGUAAUUUGGACUGAAUAUAAUUAAGAUCGAUGAUAAAAACCACAAUAUAAAUAUAUAAAUCAGUCUGUCAAUAAAAAUAAGCAUUUAAAUUGUAUAAUUUUUGUAUAAUAAUCAUUAAUAUUGCGAUUUAAAAAAAAAAUGUGAGCAAAACUGUUUUAUAAUAAAUGUAAUAUCAUUCGAUGUAAAUGGUGUUCAAAAUCUAUGAAUUGAAUCAUUCACUCACCAGUAGACGGGUUCUGUCUUCAUAUAUAAUUUGAAUGUAUUAUAGCAAUAAUUAUGAAUGAUAAAAUUAUUUUAAUAAGAGUCCACAAUCCAGAGCUCUCGUUAAAGUGGACGGUUCUUUAGAUAUUACUAAUAUAUGGAUGUUUUGUAUCGUCUCGUAAUUUGUGAACGACAGAGCCACUGUAGUCAUUUUAAUUUCUUCGACUACUAGAUGGAACUAGAUAGUAACACGUAGUACAUUUAGAUAUCUCACUUAUCGUAUAUUUUAAAUAUCAAUUGUAAUUCUAAACAUAUCUAAUCGUUUUUUGUGGAAAAUUGAUCAAUGUUAAAAUAAAUGUUGUACGUACGGUAAAUAUUAUACUGUCUUGAUUAGUUACAAUAUUAUUAAUGUUUGUUUUCAUUAUGUUUAUUCAAUAAAGUGUGUAAAUAAA
Messenger RNA from Danaus plexippus (monarch butterfly), 7810 nucleotides. It is a transcript of the gene mub, whose product is annotated as poly(rC)-binding protein 3. The record is from RefSeq and is a predicted model, not a curated record. Gene Ontology annotation, molecular function: mRNA binding. Gene Ontology annotation, biological process: regulation of gene expression; regulation of RNA metabolic process. The coding region runs from base 568 to 1929 and encodes 453 amino acids. Gene Ontology annotation, cellular component: nucleus; cytoplasm. The transcript is spliced from 14 exons. Lineage: Eukaryota; Metazoa; Arthropoda; Insecta; Lepidoptera; Nymphalidae.